AUGUGGAAAGCAAGGGGAGUGGAGCCCUUCGCGGUUCUGGGACACAGUGUUGGUGAGUACACAGCUGCGGUGGUUGCUGGAACCAUGUCCCUCAUGGACGGCCUGCGCAUUGUCGUGCGACGUGCGCAGCUCAUUGACGAGAGGUGUGAUGAAGGACUAGGAAUGAUGGCCUCGAUCUUCGCGCCGCAGGCAGAUGUGGAGGAGGCUCGUCUCCUUGCUCCUGGUCUGUGCUGUUGUGGCAGCUCAUCCACAAGAGGCUCUCUACAAGGUGCAGCAGAGCCUUCCAAAGGACCAGACUGUCGUUAUGGCAGUACACGGCUUGGCUUUUGCUUCGAUGUCUUGGGCAUGUUAGAAGCAAUUGCGCCCAAGGCGGUGAACGGCCCUUCGCAAGUGGUGGUCUCUGGUCACAAGACUGCGGUGGAGCAGCUUGUCAGCACAACUUCGGAGUCCUUUCUUGCAGAUGCAUGGCCAAGAGCUUAG
Molecule: messenger RNA, 480 nt
Organism: Symbiodinium sp. CCMP2456
Lineage: Eukaryota; Dinophyceae; Suessiales; Symbiodiniaceae
Source: the annotation of a GenBank genome assembly